This is a messenger RNA of Dromaius novaehollandiae (emu), 5786 nucleotides long. RefSeq names its product forkhead box J2 (gene FOXJ2). Gene Ontology annotation, molecular function: RNA polymerase II cis-regulatory region sequence-specific DNA binding; DNA-binding transcription factor activity, RNA polymerase II-specific. The coding region runs from base 1726 to 3288 and encodes 520 amino acids. Lineage: Eukaryota; Metazoa; Chordata; Aves; Casuariiformes; Dromaiidae. The record is from RefSeq and is a predicted model, not a curated record. The transcript is spliced from 12 exons. Gene Ontology annotation, cellular component: nucleus. Gene Ontology annotation, biological process: regulation of transcription by RNA polymerase II.
GGGGGGAGCUGGGGGAGGCGGAGCGCAGGCCUGGGAGGAGCCGCGGCCUGCAGUGGAGCCGCAGCCCGGAGCAGCAGCCGCGGGAGCGGCGGGGCCUGGAAAGACUCAGCGCCGCCCGGCCGGGGUCCCCCGCACAGGAGCCUGGGGAGCCCUCCGGGACGAAGCCGAGGCCCGGCAGAAGGCGGUGGAGGCGGCUGCUCAGCCCCACGCAGGCCCGAGAGCCGCCGCGGCCUCCCGUGGCAGCCGGGCCCGGGCAAGAGGACCUGGGGCCUGGGGGGAAGCCAGGGACAGCCUCUGCGCAGCCGGGGUGGGGGGACACCACUCUAGCCUGCGGGGUGGGAAGGAGACCCUCCGCACCCUUCUCCUGCUCCAUCCGCAGCCGCGAAGAGACACCCCGUUAGGCAGCCCCGCUUCCGGCUGGGGGAGACACCCUGGUGCCCCCUCGCAGCCUCCUCCCGCACCGGCCGGUUGGGAGAGCCGCUCGCUAGCCCCCUCCCCUGCUAAUUAGCUGGGGGGAGCUUAACACCUGCCCUCUUUCUCACUAACUAGGCAAGGGGGACAGGGGUCCCGGCAGUAAGCGCUGAUAGUUAGAAGCAGAUUUACUCUUCCAUACUGUGGGACACCCCCCCUCCCCCUGGAGCUCCUUUAGUACCUAUUGAGGGAAGAAGUGUUCUCAGUCCCCAAAUUUCUGGGGGUUGUGUGAAUCAUCUUUACCACCUGCUCUCCCCCCCCCCCCCCCCAUAGCUACUGGGUGAGAAAAAUUCCUCCCUCAAGCAGAGGAGACACCCCUUCCCCAGCUGUUCCCCAGACCCAGCCAGAUAGUAAGUGGGGAGUCUCCACAAGAACAAGAGGCAGUCCCCAAAAGAGAAAUCAGCGGGACCCCCCCCCCACACACACACACACACACUUACCUAGUAAUUUUAAUUAUUUACAUCUGGUCAGCAGACAGCAGAGAAAAAAAAAACAGGCACGGAUUUAGGUGCUCUCCCCUUUCCAGUUGCUGUUAACCACUGGAGAUAAAGGUAAUUUCCAGUACUGAUCUGGUCCUCCUUCAUCCCAAAGAAUAUCCCUCAUUCCCUAAACCAAGAGGGUUUUCUCCAAAUAACCUGUGCAAGGAGGGAAGAUAUACCUCCCAGUUAUAGGGGAGGAAAAAGGCAGAUUUUGCUGAUAAUAUCCACGGAGUUAGCAAGAAUUCUUUCAGAGAUUUGGCUUAAGGACGAGGUGUACCUGCAGGAGAGAGAAGAGAGACUUCCAGGUAGGGAGACUGCGGAAAUUGCUCUCUGACAAUCAGUGAAGAGAAGAAAAUGCUAUCUCCCAGGGGAAUUCCCCUUUGGUAGUUAGCUGCUAAAAGAGAGAGAGCAUCUCCAUCCUGGAAUAAAACUAGCAGUUUUAGGGGGCUGACAAUCCCAAGCAGAUCAUUUUAGCACUCAAGAUUCUGAUUUCAUCCACAAUCCCCUUGCCCUCCAAAUCUUUCCUGAAGAAGCUCUUGGAGUUGCUUGACAGCAACGUCAGCAUUCUGAGGAUGGGGCUCACAGGAGUGUGAAGGGCAGCACCCCAGAAAUCAGCACUGAAGAUCCAUCUUCCUCCAGAAAAUCUUCCAGAAUUUGGAUCAGUGGUUGGCUGUCAUCUUUACAUAUUUCUGACCUGUCUUGACUUGGGGUUGUACUGGAACCUAGUUAGUGCUUGAGAAAUGAAGAAACUACAGUCUAUUUCCAGCUCUUGAAGAUGAUUAUGACAGGCUACCUUAACCUUGUUUUUUACAUGUACAAAGAUACUCCAGCUUCCACCAUCAUGGCCUCUGACCUGGAAAGCAGCCUCACUUCCAUAGACUGGCUCCCACAGCUUACUUUAAGGGCUACUAUUGAAAAACUAGGGGGGUCCUCACAAGCAGGACCCCCAGGGGCUGCCCGAAAGUGUCCCCCAGGUUCACCGACAGAUCCCAAUGCCACCUUGAAUAAAGACGAGGCUGCAGUGCACCAGGAUGGGAAGCCACGUUACAGCUAUGCCACUUUGAUCACAUAUGCCAUCAACUCAUCACCUGCCAAGAAGAUGACACUCAGUGAGAUCUACCGUUGGAUCUGUGACAACUUUCCAUACUACAAAAAUGCGGGGAUUGGUUGGAAGAACUCUAUUCGUCACAACCUCUCUCUGAAUAAAUGUUUUCGGAAGGUGCCUCGACCAAGGGAUGAUCCUGGGAAGGGUUCGUAUUGGACCAUAGAUACCUGUCCAGAUAUAUCUCGCAAGAGGCGGCAUCCUCCAGAUGAUGAUAUACCACAAGACUCCCCAGAGCAAGAGGCAAGUAAAAGCCCGCGAGGGGCUGUUCCAGUCAGCACGGAAGCCUCUUUGCCACCUGAGGCUACCCCUCAGCUAUCACUCCAGAGCACCACUUCCAUUGCCAACUACAGUCAGGAUCUUAGCUGGUCCUUCCGAAAUCUCUACAAAUCCAUGCUGGAGAAGUCAUCUUCCUCUCAGCACGGUUUCUCUUCUCUCCUUGGUGACAUGCAGCCCUCCAACCACAACUACUACAUGUACCAGCAGCAGCAGCAGGGCCCCUCAUCAGUGGGUGGUGGUCCCCCACUCCACACCCCAACCCCAGAGGGUUGCCCAUCCCAAGGAGGAAAGCAGCAGGGUGGUGAAGGUUAUGGCCCUCCACCAGUGAUGUCCAUGCACCCACCCCCAAUGCAGCAUGGAGGCUACCACCAGCAUCAACAACACCACCCACACUCCCACCCACAGCAGCAGCCACAUCAGCACCAGCAGCAGCAGUCACAGGCUUCAGUCAACAAUGCUGGCUUUGCAUUUCCCCCUGAUUGGUGCUCCAACAUUGAUUCCCUGAAAGAAAGCUUCAAGAUGGUAAACCGGCUGAACUGGUCUAGCAUUGAGCACUCCCAGUUCUCAGAGUUGAUGGAGAGUCUGCGCCAGGCUGAGCGGAAGAACUGGACGCUGGAUCAACACCAUAUUGCCAACCUCUGUGACUCCCUCAAUCACUUCCUUACCCAGACUGGUCAGCUUCCUCACCUGGUCGGCCCACAGCAGCCCCCCCGAAUCUCUGAUUCUUGUGCCCUGAACAGUGGCAAGCAGGAGCAGUCCAUGAGCCAAGUGAACUCCUAUGGUCAGCCCCAGCCUCCCCAUCUCUUCUCCGGGCCGUCUCCUAUGUACCAGAUUUCUACCCAGGACUCUCCAGGAUAUAAUCGCCCAGCUCACCAUCUGGUCCCUCGGCCUCCAGGACCUCCUCCAGGCGCCAAUGAGGAAAUCCCUGAUGAUUUCGACUGGGACUUGAUCACCUAGGGAGUUACAGACUUGAGAGCCUGUCCUUCAUGAAGGACAUGGGAGGGAAGGGGGACGUGGGGUGAAUGGUGUCAGCACUGCCUUCCCCAGCCUCCCUGCCUUGCCUGUACAUAGAUAUGUAUUCUCUAACUCUGCCAGAGAAGCCACCGCAAGAUGCUGCCGAAGAUAAUCCUUCCUUGCGUCCUGUUUAUCUUCUUUUUCUUCUUUUGUUUAUUAUUAUUAUUAUUAUUAUUAUUAUUAUUAUUACCAGUAAUUGAGCACAGCCCUCCCCCUCCUCUGGUGGCCUUGGACGCAUCAGAUCGGAUCUUUCGUGUUGCGUGGUGCCCUGCGGAGGGUGGAGUGAUGGCUCCUUGGUGCCAUGAAAAGACCUCGGAAGGCUGAAUCCUCGAGUGCAUCUUUCUCUGCCUCCAUCAUUUUGCGUUUAACAAUCCCUCUUUCCCUUCAAGGUGGCCGGUGAAUCUGUCGUAUUGGCUACUGGAGUGAGGGAGCCUAGUGGACCCUGGGAGCCUGUAAUUAUGUUGUUUCUUAUAUGUUGUAAAAGUCAGGGGAUUAAAGGGACACUGGAGGGGUGAUCUUAGCUCUGUGAACUUUCUUGCACCAGCAGGAAAAAGCAAGGAAAGAAGUAGAGAUCCCAAUUACAAAGAGAGGGCAAUCUCUGAGGUAGGGAGAGCUGGACUGAGCUGAGAGUGUGGAGAAAAGAGAAUCUAUAGCAGAGAGGACAUUUCAGCAGAGAUGGGUUUCAGAAUGCAGUGCCAUUUAUGAGAACCUAAAGAGAUUUUGAGGGAAUCCUGAUCUGUUUUCUACACUGUUGUUUGCAGUUUCCAGGAAGGUGAAGCCUAUGUACCUAUCAGGUUAGAGAAGCUCAGCAGGUGUCUUUUGUACCAGCAGUUGGGGGAGGCCAUAUGUGAUUCAUCAAAUUCUGUUCCCCAGAGCUUUUAAUUUUACCCCAACCCCCUCAAGCCCUCCUUCAAAAUAGGCAGUGAGACUCUCAUCUGCAUAUGCAAAUCAGAAAGUUCUCUCAUACCAUCAGUAUUUCUUUGGUUAUUAUUUGGCCCUGUCCCUCUCUUAUUUCUUUGGAGACUGUCCUUGCCUGUGGUUUGAGAAUGCCAGCAACAGUUUUGCCUGCAUAGAUACAAAUUCUCAGUCAUUGGUACCCAUUUGGUGAAUGGGCUAAAGGUGGAAAGAGGAAGCUGCUACUCAGAAUGGAGGUGAAUUAGAGGACUUCUGCUCAAGGGGCUGGAGCCCUCCAGUCAAGUAAUUGGGAGACCUUCACAAAUGAUAUGUUUGUAAGAGAUGCAUUAGAAGAAGGAAGAAAAGUGGAGGAGAUUUUUAAACUGAACAGCAAAGAAGUAGAAUAUAAAGGGGAGGAGGGUGAGUCAGACCCCUUGCAGUUAAGCUGGGGAGAUGAUGGAAUAGAUUGUAGGCCCUUAAGGAUGGGUUCUUGUCAGCACUUGCAAAGCAGGAAGGUGGAAAAGGUGUGGAAGCAGGAGUGAGGGUUGAGAUGCUUCCUCCCCUAAGCUGUGUCCUCUGUUCCCCUCUUUCUGGUAUGGUUCUGCUCUAUCAAACCUCGUUUCCUCUUUGUAUUUUGUAAAGCCUCCCCCUGCCCUUAUUCCCUAUUUACCAGUGAGGGGAACCAAGAUGGAAGUAAAACAUCCCAUAGGGGCUUGACAUGCCUGGGACAGGGGAGGUAGUUUAGCAUUGCUUUUUGAAUUCGCUGUAGGGAUAAACCAAUUGGAUCUUUGUCAGGGAAGUAGACAGAGUCUCAUUGGAUGGGGGGGAGGGGGGCAUUUUUUUUCUUUUUUUUUUCUUUUUCUUUUCUUUUUUUUUUUUUUUUUAAGUGUGUGUGUGUUGGGGGGGGGGAGUUUGUCAUUGAGUGUUUCCAAGAGAAAUGAGGAAUCCUAGAGCCAACUUCAGCAUGGAGUCAGCUGUUACCUCUGCUGCUCAGGAUGGGAAUGAUACAACUUGGAAGCAUGUGUGAUUGGGUUUCUCUGGAACAUGGCACCAGAGACAGCCUCUCUUAGGUGCCAGUUAGUGUUUUGCAGAGGAUGUUACGGAAAGCCAGCCCUGUGGAAGACUGAAAACACCACCUGGAAGAAAAACAAACCAAGAUGGCUCUUUCUGCAUAGCCAAGUGCUCCUCAUUUGCAUAUUUGCCCAUUUGCAUAUUUGGUUGCGCCUCAUUUGCAUAUGUAAAUAUAUGCCGGUCAGUGUGCAAAUUAGCCUCGUUCCUCUGCCCUUGAAAUAAAUGCGCAUGGUUAGCAUGUGGGAAGGCAUCCAUUUGGACGUGGAGCUCUGCACUGCAAGCUGGUAACAGCCUGCUGGGAGCAAAAGGAUGUGGCCUGCAGAGAUCGGCUUGCCAGUGUUCCUGCGUGCCCUUCCACUGUGGUGUGGCCCACAACGCUUUGUGUCAGUGGUCAGGAAGAGAGGGGCAUGGUCUCACGAGUUUAUUUUUGUGCAUGCUUUCUUAAUAAAAAGAAAAAGUGAAUGUUUAUGGUUUAA